AUGGAAAGAAGAAAAUGGGAAAGAGAAUUUACCAUUUCUUCUCAACAACAAAGCAAAAAGAAAUUAUCAUCUAAUUUACAAAAUUUGCAAUCAAAUAAUGGAUUUUAUGACAAUUAUUAUAGUAUUGAAUCAAGUGAAGAAAUUGAUGAGGUACAACCUGUAGUUUUUGUUGGUCCAGCUGAACACCAUUCAAAUAUUCUUCCUUGGAGAGAAUCCUGCUGUCACAUUGUUCCAAUCAAACUCUAUUUACCAUCAAAUGAUUCUAGCCCAACUAGAAAUGAAGUUGCUGAUCUUGAGGAUUUGGAAAACAAGUUAAAAUAUUAUAAUAACGGAAAGAGAAUGCUUAUUGGUGUUUUCUCUGCAGCAUCAAAUGUGACUGGUGUUCUUGAACCAAAUGUUAACAAGAUCUCAAUUUUAAUUCACAAAUAUGGUGGAUAUGUAGUUUGGGAUUAUGCUUGUGCAGCUCCUUAUAUUCCUCUCGAGGAAAGAGCUCUCUGUUAUAAGGAUGCUCUUGUGUUUAGUCCUCACAAAUUCAUUGGAGGUCCAGGUACACCAGGAGUACUUGUUGCUAAAAAACAUCUCUUUAAAAAUAAGAUUCCUGAAAACCCAGGCGGUGGAACUGUAUUCUUUGUUACUGACAGAGACCAUCAUUAUGUUAAAAAGUCUUAUGAAAGAGAAGAAGGUGGUACUCCUGAAAUUUUAGGAUCAGUCAGAUGUGGUCUUAUUUUCCAACUUCGUCAGGCUGUUGGCACUCAAUUGAUUUCACAAAUUGAGACUAAUUUCACUGAACGUGCUUUUGAAUCCUUCAAGUCAACAAGAAAUUUGGUAAUUCUUGGCCACAAUGAGAACACUCCUCGUUUACCAAUAUUCAGCUUCCUAGUAAGACACCAUAACUCCUUCCUUCCAUCUACAUUUGUUUCAAUUUUAUUGAAUGAUUUGUUUGGCAUCCAAACUAGAUCUGGUUGUGCAUGUGCUGGUCCAUUUUCUCAUUUCCUCUUUGGUCUCAAAUAUAACGAUGCUAAGAGUUUGGAAAAUGUACUUUUAUCAGAUGAUGAUUAUGAGUUUUUGAGACCUGGUUUUGUUCGUUUGAACUUUAAUUAUUUUAUGGAUGAAGAUACAUUCCAAUAUAUUGUUAAAUCCGUAAAAUUUGUUGCUGAAAAUGGCUACAAGUUUUUGCCAUAUUAUUACUUUUAUCCAGAAUCAGGCGAAUGGAUUCAUAAUAAUAACAGAAAAUUUCCAACAAGAAGAUGGUUACAAAAUAUUUCUUACAAAAAUGGUAAACUUGAAUAUAGACAAGAAAUUGGAUAUAAGAUUAGUUCACCAAAGAAAGAAUAUGAUACAUAUCUGAAACAAGCUGAAGAGUCUGCUGAACAAGCUGUAAAGGAAUUCUCAAAUCCAAAGUAUAGAAUUGAUGAACAAAUUGAUCAUGCUGAAAAAUGGAGAUGGUUUGUUUUUCCAAAGCAAAUUGUUGAAGAAUUACAAGGUGGUGAUAUUACAAAAAUUUACAAACAAUCAAUUCUUAAUCCAUGGACUGGUUUUAAUGUUUCUAAUCUUGUCUCAAAUGAAAGUAAUAAUACCAAAUUGACAAGCUCUUUGAUACAAUCAACACUUAAUUCUGAAAUCAUACCUGUUGAAAAUGUUGAAAAUGAUUCACAACCACCUAUUGUUGAACCUAUUUCUGUUUUCGAUAAGAUUACGGGAGAUGUUGAUGAUGAAAAGAAACGAAGAGAAAUUUUGAAAAAUCACUACAAGAUGUGGCCAAGAGUUGAUGCCAAGUCAAUUAUGGCACCUGUCAAGAAAGCCAUUCGUGAGUUUGAUAUGAUUAAAGAAGGUGAUAGAUUAUUACUUGGUUUGUCUGGUGGUAAAGAUUCUCUAACAUUACUCCAUGUUUUACAUGCAUUGCAAUAUAGCAACUUGGGUAUCAAUUUUGAAUUUGGUGCUUGUACAGUUGAUCCUCAAACUGCAAGCUAUGACCCUUCCCCAUUAAUUAACUAUUGUAAACAAUUAGGAGUUCCAUAUUUCUAUGAAUCCCAAUCUGUUAUUGAAGGCGCAAAAGAAUGUGAUGCUUCUUCAAUUUGUGCUUGGUGCGCCAGAAUGAAAAGAGGUAUUUUGUACAAUACUGCCAGAAGAGAAGGUUAUAAUGUACUUGUACUUGGUCAACAUCUUGAUGAUUUAGCUGAAAGUUUUAUCAUGUCUAUUUUCCACAACGGAUUUAUGAGAACUAUGAAGGCUCACUAUACUAUUGAUGUUGGAGAUUUACGUGUUAUUCGUCCACUUAUCUAUGUGAGAGAGACAGAAACCAAAAAGUUCGCAUGGGAAAGUGGUUUGCCUGUCAUUAAUGAAAAUUGCCCAGCCUGUUUUGAAAUACCAAAAGAAAGAGCUCGUGUCAAGACACUCUUAGCUAAUCAAGAAUUAAUUUAUCCUCAAUUAUUUAACAGUCUUCAAACAGCAAUGAAACCACUCAUGUCUAAAGAUAUUAAUGUUGAUGGUCACAAGAAGUUUAAGAGCUCCAAACCAGUGUCUGAAACUUUAAAGGAAUACAAAAAAGGCUUCAAGCAAAGUGAGGAAGGUAUGGUUUGUAGAAGAAAGACUAUGGAAGAAGAUGAUGAAUUCAAUGAUGAUGACGAUAUUGGCUCAGUAAUUCCUAACAACCAGCAAUAAAUUACUUCAAACUAAUAAACCCGUUUAAGCCAAA
Naegleria gruberi is the source of this 2695-nucleotide messenger RNA. RefSeq lists its product as uncharacterized. Lineage: Eukaryota; Heterolobosea; Eutetramitea; Acrasida; Naegleriidae. The coding region runs from base 1 to 2661 and encodes 886 amino acids. The transcript is spliced from 4 exons. The record is from RefSeq and is a predicted model, not a curated record.